Messenger RNA from Ylistrum balloti, 2019 nucleotides. Its product is annotated as protein phosphatase 1 regulatory subunit 16A-like. Lineage: Eukaryota; Metazoa; Mollusca; Bivalvia; Pectinida; Pectinidae. Bases 1 to 2019 code for a protein of 672 amino acids. The record is from RefSeq and is a predicted model, not a curated record. Gene Ontology annotation, molecular function: phosphatase regulator activity; enzyme inhibitor activity; protein binding. The transcript has 13 exons. Gene Ontology annotation, cellular component: cytoplasm.
AUGACAGAUCACCAGGAUUUGAUUGCGGAGAUUGCCUCCGUGGAGAAGAUGGCCACCCAGGAUAGAUUAAAACAUGCAAAAAAACGUAGAUCCCAGCAACUUAAAAAAUGGGCAAACUACGAAAAACAAUUAGAAAAGGAUUCAAAACGUAAAAAAUCAAAGAAUCAACAACGAAGGAGUGGCAGUCGGGCAAGAGUUAGGUUUCCUGGAAAAAUAGUUUUACUGGAGGCAGCGGCCAGGAACGAUGUUGAUGAUGUGAGGAGACUUCUGACCCAAGGUGUGAACCCUAAUUCCACUAAUGAAGAUGGACUGACAGCCCUUCACCAGUGUUGUAUAGAUGACAGUGAGGAGAUGCUGAAGUUGUUGCUGGAGUUUGGAGCCCAAGUGAAUGCCCAGGACAGUGAGAUGUGGACACCAUUACACGCUGCUGCCACCUGUGGGCAUGUACACCUCUGUAAACACCUCAUUGACAAAGGGGCAGAAUUAUUAGCUGUGAAUGCUGAUGGAAACAUGCCAUAUGACAUCUGUGAGGAUGAAGUGACCUUGGAUUACAUAGAGACAGAAAUGGCAAAGAGAGGUAUCACUCAGGAAGAGAUAGAUGAGACGAGGUUGAUAGCAGAGAAAGAAAUGCUAAAAGACAUGGAAUACAUUGUGUCCCAGAAUGGCAACCUGGAGUAUUACACAGAAAACGGCACAACUCCACUCCAUAUUGCGGCUGCCAAUGGAUACAUGCAUGUGGCAGAAUUUUUGUUGGAUCAUCAUGUCUCUGUGGAUAUGCGAGACAGGGACUCAUGGCAACCAAUCCAUGCUGCAGCGUGUUGGCUACAGCCGGAAAUGAUAGAACUAUUGGUUAGGAAUGGUGCAGAUAUUGACUCCAAAUCCAAAAAUGGAGAGACACCUUUCGAUUUGUGUGAGGAUGCUGAAAUCAAACAGAAGAUCCUUGACAUGAAGGAUGAGAUAGAGAACAACAAAGCCAGUCGAUCCAAAGAUAACGUUCGACGACAUAAACACAACACAAGAUCGGGUACAUCUUCCACCUUCUCUAAUAGUUCGGCAUCAUUAUAUAGUUCCAGUACCUCUCUGAGUGACAAACCACACAGACAUAAGGGAACGACCCAAGAACAGCACCACAGUGCCUCCAUCAGGAGAAGUAGCAUGCGUGGAGAGAAGAAUCCGCUGUUUAUGAAAGAAGCCAAAGAGGAAGCACUUCACUUUGGCUGGAGGAAGGAUAAUGAUGAGGAUAUUGUGGAAGAUGAAAAAGAAAACCUUCCCUCAACAAAUAUUGAUGAUGUGCAGCUUAUUAUUGAUGAUGUGGAUGACAACAAGCGUAAACCCCAGUCCUUCAUGGAAACUUCACUCAAUGGGAACACUGACACUGUCGAGCACUCGCGCAUUAUUUCAGAUACAAUGGAUAUUCGCAGGCAACAGCACAGAAAUAGUAAAUCGAAAUCACCUAACGAAACAAAAACUGUUCAUCGAACUUCAACUGCAGACAGACCCUCUGCCCCAGAAUCAACAACCAAUCAGCAGUCAGGACAGGGGUCAGGUCCACAGGGAGGUCCAGUGUUAACAAAAAGACACAGUUUCACAAGGAAGUCAGAACAGAGCCCACCAUUACGGCAGAAGACUGAACCUUUAGAAGAGGAGCAACAAAUAAACGAAGAAGGUGAAGAAGAACCUGGCCAAGGAUCAAAGGUCAGGUACCCUUCAGGAACACCUUCAAUUACUCUGUCAGAUUUGAAAAAACAAAGGUCUGAUUCACGUAGUCGGGAAAACAGUGUAAUUGACACACAGGUACAGAACCUGUUCCUCAGCAGCCUCAACAGUAACAGCAAGAAAUACAGCAGCUCCACACUGCCCAAGGGGGACAACUCUGAUCAUCAUACUGACAGCAACGGCCACAAUAACAAUAUGAAGUCUUAUCCUAAUCAUUCAGAAGGUAUACGGCGCUUCACUGCUCCCGGUCACUCCCCGGCUGUUGGGAGUGAUGAGAAACAGGGCUGCUGUGUCAUCUUGUGA